Molecule: messenger RNA, 4172 nt
Organism: Drosophila arizonae
Lineage: Eukaryota; Metazoa; Arthropoda; Insecta; Diptera; Drosophilidae
Gene: pigs
Product: GAS2-like protein pickled eggs
Biological process (GO): actin crosslink formation; microtubule bundle formation; protein localization to microtubule plus-end
Cellular component (GO): stress fiber; actin filament; microtubule plus-end
Molecular function (GO): cytoskeletal adaptor activity; microtubule binding; actin filament binding
Source: RefSeq, a predicted model, not a curated record
GAGAGAAAGGGAGUGGGAGUGAGAUAUCUAGUAACGAUACUCUCUUAUCCAAACGAACGAGACAAUGCACGACUCGCCGGUGUUGGGCCAACGCUAAGUGAAGAGCGUGUUAAGUCCAUGCACGACAAUUAGUUACAAAUUGAAACCCAUUUUCCCCCUGCAAGCUGAAACAGUGUUGAGUAACGCGUAGCAGAGAAACGAACACAAAUACGAAUAGAACGAGUUGAGAAUCGAGAGAUUCAACAAAACGAUCGAUUAAACCUUGGGCGCCAUGGCAAUGCUCGAGGCGCGGCCGUACAGGCCAUUCAAGUCCAGUGAAGAGUACCUGGAGGCGAUGAAGGAGGAUCUGGCCGAAUGGCUGAGCACCCUCUAUCCGGAGCUGGAAAUUAAGGCGGAGAACUUUAUGGAUCGCCUGGAUACGGGCGUGGCGCUCUGCAAGCACGCAAAUUAUGUGCGACAAGCAGCCGAGGACUAUUUGGCCCGCCGACAGGCGCGCAACAAAUCAAUGACACGCUCCAUGACUUCCGGCUUGGCCGGACCGAUCCUCGCCCUGGGCAACGUCUACUAUCUGCCCGCAGCCAAGAGCGGCACAUUCUUUGCGCGCGACAAUGUCUCCAAUUUCAUAACCUGGUGCAGAAAGAGCCUGAAGAUCAUCGAGUGCCUAUUGUUCGAAACGGACGAUCUGAUCAUGCGCAAGAACGAGAAGCAUGUGAUACUCUGCCUGCUGGAGGUGGCCAGACGUGGCGCCAAGUUUGGCAUGCUAGCGCCGAUGCUUGUGCAAAUGGAGCGACAAAUCGAUCGCGAAAUCGCGGCCGAUAACAAAGCCAACGGCGUCGGCUGUGGCACACAGACAAACAACGGCUGCUCGGAGAGCGGCACUCAAACGGAGGCGCCACCUAUCGGCGAUGAGUGUGUGGCCAACGAGACGGAUCUGUACGACAGCGAUACAGAGAACGAGGAUGAGAACGACAAGGAUCCGAUGCUGAUGUACGGACCCCAGCCACAGAUCAUAACCAACGAUCUGAAGAGCCUCGACGAGAUGGUCAGAGAUUUGGUGGAGAAGUGCACAUGCCCCUCACAGUUUCCCAUGGUGCGCGUUUCCGAGGGCAAAUAUCGCAUCGGCGACACCAAAGUCCUCAUCUUUGUGCGGAUCUUGCGCUCGCAUGUGAUGGUGCGCGUGGGCGGAGGCUGGGACACGCUCUCCCAUUAUCUGGACAAGCACGAUCCCUGCCGCUGUCGGGCCCAGCAUCGCAGCUCGCUGCAGGCGCGUCUGAUGAUCCGCAACACGAGCAAUUCCGGCAAUGGCAUUGAGCUGCACAAGGCGCAUGUGAUAUACGAACGCUCACCACCAGCAGCUCGACGCGUGUUAUCGAAUGGCGCAACUGGUUCCGGUUCUGGUUCCGGUGCCGUUUCACCAGCCGCUGGCGCUGGCGGCACCUCACCCAAUGCCAGUCUAGCAUCCAAUGGCGGCAGCGCCGUCGCCGUGAAGCAUCGCAGUCGCAGCCCGACGCCACAGCGCAAGUUCUUGAACCAGACAAACGGAUUGGCCCAGACCGGAUUGGAGCCGUUGCCGGCGGGCUCGCCCUACAUGGCCCGGCGCUCCAUGUCGCCCAGUCAGCGGCGCAUCAACGAUAUGCGCAAGAAGCAGAGCUCGCUGGACGGCUACAGCAGCGGACCGAAGUCGCUGCCCGCUGGCUCGGGCGCAGGAGGCGCAGAUGGGCAGGAGGAGUCCACAUCAUCAUCGUCGUCAUCAUCAUCGUCGGCGGCAACGGCGGCAACAGUCGCUGCAAUCGCCCAGCCCGAGCAGAGCAACAAGUUCGAGAACAUCAGCGACAAUGGCAGCGAGAUCAGUGACGAGGGCUACCGCAGCCUGGGCGUCAUCCAGUCGAAUGCACAGAAGCGCGAGUCCCUGCACAGUCAGGCCUCCAUCGAGGACGCUGAAACGAAUGCGCGUCUCGAUCAAACGUCAAGCGACUCGCAGAGCUCGCCCACGGAUGAGCACGAGCAGGAGCACGAGCGGGAGCAGGAGCAGGAGCAGGAGCCAGUGCCUGAGGUGGAACUCAAGACGAAUUGUGUGCAGGAGGCAGAGCCGGUGCCAGACUACUCCAUCUGCGAGCUGGACGGACCCCAAUCGCUGCCCGCUGUGCUGCCCUGGCGCAAGACCGCCUGCGCCAGCAAGUUUGAGCAGUCCGGCGUGUUCAUUACGGAUGAUGAGAUUACAGUGACCACAGAUCCAGCAGAGGCGGUGCCAGUGCCAGUGCCAGUGGGAGUGGCAUUGGCAGAGCCAGAGACACAGGCAGAGGCAGGCGGCAACAAGGCGCCGCCGGCAGCGGGUCUCAGCAAGAUACCGCGCUCGCCCCUCGCCAGCCGUCGGCGCCGCAGCAGCAUCGACAACAGCACCUGCGGCAGCAGCAACGGCGGCAGUCUGCAGGACUUGCACAGCAUCAACCGGAAGCAGCCGGUCUAUCGGUCGGUGCGUCGCCCGCCGGCCACGCCCAGGCCGAAGGCCUCGCAGCUGCCGCUGGUGCGCGACGUGACCAACACGUGGAGCGGACGCAGUGCACCCCAGAAUGGAAUCGCCGCUAGCAAGAAGCGGCCCACCAUCAAUCCGGAUACGUUUGCGCCGCCCACUGGCGCAGCCGCUGCGACGUCCACGUCGCCGUCGCCGUCGCCCUUUGAGCGCGGCAGCAAGACGCGCCACUCGCAGAUCCUCUACGACAGCAACGGACGGCGGGUGCGCGGCGGCUGCAGCAGCUCGCUGACGACGUCGCCCGUGAAGAACCAUGCCGCCUCGCCGCUGGCCCAGCAGCUGCUCGAGGCGGCGAGCAGUUCCAAGAAUGAUGCACAGAUUCUGGAGAAGAUGAAGUCGCUGCUCUAUCGCUAUGCCGCCGGCAAUCAACAGAAGCAGCAGCCACAGCAGCAGCAGCGGUCGGGCAAUGGCAAGAAGACGCCCGUCUACGAGGACUUCACAUCGGCCUGGGUCCACAGCAACGGCAAUUUGGAGCGCUCCGAGAGCUGCUCGCCGCCGGCCAAGGCGCGCUCCAAGCGCAGCUCGGCCGCCUCCUCCUGCGGCAGCAACAAUUCAGCUGGAGCUGCCGCUGCUGCUGCAGUCAUAUCGCCACGCAGGGAGCGCGGCCUGUCCAAGAUUCCGGCACCAGUGCGUCAGCACACGGAGCUUUAUUAACGGCGCGCCAAGGCGCAAGCCAGGCACAGCCCGAUCACAGCGAAGCAGGGGCGCCCUAGACCAUAACUAAGCUAAAGGAAUUGUCCGUCUAUAUGUCUGGGUGGUUUGUUAGAUUGUAGCGAACGCAGCCGUUCCAAUAGACCUCAGCAAGCUAACAACAUACUCGUCUCUCUCCACACAUACAUAUAUAUAUAUGUAUAUAUAUAUACAAGAAUACAGGAAUAGGAACUGAAGGAAAGGGAAAAGGAAAAUCAAUAUAAACUGCAACUGCCUCAUUAGAUCCCCAGGAACUCGGCCAAUCCAUGCACCAGUGCCAGCAGCAAUCAUAUUCCAGAGUAAUCCUUAAGCACGCCACGUCUACUCGCUGUUCUUGCUGAACACUCUCUGCUCUAUGCUAAACUCUUACUCCUAACUCUUAUCAUGUCAGCUUACUCGUUGCUGACACUCGCUGCUUCGUCUCCUUACAACUAACGAGUGGAGGCGGUGUUUAAGAGCUGUACUGCAGCAAUGCUUCCAUUAGCUUCACGGUCGUCACUCGUUGCAUUUCUAUCAAGCGAGUGACGAGUGCAGCUAAGCUCUCGUCUCUCUCGUUACUCUCCUGGAAAGUAAAUUGAUCGCUACUCGUCACAUUUCUAUCUAGCGAGUAACCAGUAAAGCUUAGCCCUUUUACAGAAGUCAAUGACACUCUCUCGUUCUACUCGCUCGUCUAGCAAGUAGAACGAGUCGCUACUCGCGACUCGCCACUCGCUACUCGUCGUGAUUGCUUGUGGCCUGCGUGCCGUGCGAUGCGUCGAGAACCAAACAUUUACAAUCCAAAAUUGAGACUUUCAAACUACAAUUUUAACGUUUCCUCUUCUAUAUACAUAUAUACGGAUUUUUUCGAAUAGAACCUAAAGAUAAGAUAGUUUUUUUUUUGGCAUACAAAAUCUUAAGGAACUCUGAUGCAUUGCUCYCGUGAUAGAUCUUAGAAGCAACAGCAAAGAAAAUA